Moneuplotes crassus is the source of this 930-nucleotide messenger RNA. The record is from the annotation of a GenBank genome assembly. Lineage: Eukaryota; Ciliophora; Spirotrichea; Euplotida; Euplotidae.
UUUUGAGUAGUAAGAAAUUAGAGAAAGGAUGACUUUAGGUCUUUGGUAGUGUGUUAAAGGUGGUCUAAAUUGUAAUGUUUUGAUAUCUUUUCAGUUGUCUUUCACCCCCAUGGGAUGGUAUCUCUUGAGUUCUCUCAUAAAGAAAUAUUUGUUUCAAUUUCAAAUGCCUUUAACUCAGUUCUUCUCAACUCAUCCUAUUUUGGAAGAAAUUUAUGAGAUCUAUUUUUCAGAUUUUUCACUAAUUUCAAAAGUAAAAAUCCAAUAAAUUUCCAUUUAAUUCUGAAACUGGAAGGAUUUUCGAUGGUGUAUUUCAGAUAACAGAUUUGAAAAGAUACAAUAUUUAAGAACUUAACUGCACAUAUAAUAUGUCUGAAUAUUCUUAAAACCAAAAACACCUUAAAAUUGUUUUCCCAAACUAAUAAUAACAAAAUGUAGAAAAAUUAGAAAUCUGCAAUAAAAAUUUAGUGAAAACAAGUCCUAUACUCAAUUUCCAUCUCUAAACCUCCAAAAAAUACCCAAAACCCUCUUCAAGCCCUCUAAAAUGCCAAAAUCCCCAUUCCAUUCUUCUACACUCCCCAAACCCCAAACUUAUAACCCACAGCUCUCGAAUCAAAGCUAGACCACACAACCACAAACCCUCUGCUUAGGCUUGACCAAGCUCCAUUCAAAAACUUCAGUUUCACUACAAAUAGCCUGAAUUCUUAGGUUUCUCUAGGCUCUGUUCCUAGGAACAGUCUGUUCUUCCCUCCUGAGUUACAGGUCCAUAGCUGGAAUUAAUUUUUUUCGAGAAUUUAGCUUUAAUGAAGGAACAAGCUAAGAUUUUCAAAGGAAUUACAGCCUUGUGAGAUUAAUUUCAGCUGGAAAUUAGAUGGGGUAAAGGAGGAAGUGGGGAUCUGGGGAAGGAUGCUAUGAAUAAUUUCUGAAAUUUCA